Galleria mellonella (greater wax moth) is the source of this 1877-nucleotide messenger RNA. RefSeq names its product solute carrier family 52, riboflavin transporter, member 3-B. NCBI's taxonomy places the organism in Eukaryota, Metazoa, Arthropoda, Insecta, Lepidoptera, Pyralidae. The record is from RefSeq and is a predicted model, not a curated record. The transcript has 4 exons. Bases 517 to 1836 code for a protein of 439 amino acids. Gene Ontology annotation, cellular component: plasma membrane. Gene Ontology annotation, molecular function: riboflavin transmembrane transporter activity. Gene Ontology annotation, biological process: riboflavin transport.
GUCAAAUCAGCUGUACCGUGGUUGAAAAAGAAUUCUAGUCUCUCAUGUGUUAAAUGUUAUUUAAAUUAAAUGUAAUUCACGAAAUUAUAGUAGACUUUUAUUUUUUUAUAUAAAUUUAAAAUAACGUUGUAAAGAAUAUUAUUGAAGUUUAUUCACAUAUAUAAUAUUUAAGACAAGUUAUACCUAGUAGAACUAUAAUUAAUAAUGAAAUUCUGAAUAUUUACAUAAUUACCAUUUUUAUUAUCAUUAAUAAGUAUUAAAUUAAACUUGAGCAGUUAAUUAACGAUAUGUACAACUUUUAUGUAUUUAGAGGUUGAUAUUAAAAAGUGAUGUAAUUAGGCGCAAGUCUUCGUUUCUUUAAAAGAAAACUUUGCACUUUGAUGUUUCAUUCGACUUGAGGGAGACCGUGGUGCUAGAUAUUCCAUAGAUAGAUCUACUAUGGAUCAUACAAGGUGAGGUGAGGAUGGUGUGGCGCGGGCGACGCGUGCGCCGCCCCGCCAUCGCCGGCGCACUACUAUGGCACCAUCACUCGCACCUGACAGGCUCAACGAGGAGACGGCGCGUUCACCCUGUUUGAGUGAAAACGGAAACAUCGCGGUCAAAAUGAUGGCGACACAGAGACGCGUCCUGUUGGACGUCCUCAUGGCGUGCUGGGGCAUGGGCACCUGGCUCGGCAUCAACGGCCUGUACGUGCAGCUGCCACUACUCGUCGAAAGGCUGCCCGAGGGCUGGGCCUUACCAGCUUCUAUGACUGUGGCCGUACAAAUCGCUAACAUUGGCCUCCUACUCUACGCUUUAUUACGGCGUAUAUUUACGAGGGUUAAGGAUGCAACCUACAUAUAUGGACUAUUAAUGAUUGGUGCAUUAGCUCUCAUUCUCAAUGCGUUCCUAUACACGAAGACAGCGACAGUCGGCAACACAGAACGCUCCAUGGCAUUCCUAUCGUUAACGUUCUUCGCCGGUCUCGUAGGCUGUACUAGUUCAGUAUUAUUUUACCCGUACUUAAGGUAUUUCCGGGAGAUCUACUUAGCUACCUAUUUAGUUGGGGAGGGAUUGAGUGGAUUUAUACCAAGUAUCUUAUCGCUCAUACAGGGCGUAGGUGGAGAGCCGGAGUGCGUACCCUCCGGGAACUUUACGAUACCUGUGUAUCCGCCAGCGCGAUUCGACUCCACAGUGUUUAUGCUCGUACUCGGAGUCCUUUCAAUUGCUAGUUUAUUAAGCUUCACAAUUAUAGAUAGCACUAGAAUAUUUGCGUCGGAAAGAGUGUCCCUGACGGCUGCAGUGAAAGAUGAGGAAGCAGUACAGCAGUACUCGCUCCUGCAUCCGAAAUGGGUGUCGAUUCUAUUGCUGAUGGCGGUUCUGAAUGCGCUGUCAAACGGCGUAUUGCCAUCGGUGCAGUCGUACUCGUGCAUGCCGUACGGAACGCGAGCGUACCAUCUGGCGGUGGCGCUGGGUACUAGCGCUAACCCGAUGGCGUGCCUGGCCGGCGUGUGGCUGCCGCCGGUACCUAGCAAGGCACUCGCAGCGAUGCUGUCGGUGGCUGUGGUGCCAUUCGUCUACAUUUUGACCACGGCUGUGAUGAGCCCGUCACCACCUCUGCAGCAUCAGACCAGCGGUGAAGCUUUAGUCGUUUUGUCAUGGGUGUGCGUGCUGGCUGUGGUGUCGUACGCUCGCAUGUGGGUGUACGGGUGGGCACGUGGCGGCGGCGCGCGUGGCAUGCGGGCGUGCGGCGUGGCCACGCAGCUCGGUUCGGCGAUCGGCUCGCUGCUCUUGUUCCUGCUCGUUAACUACACGGACCUGUUCACGCAGCCCGACGUCUGUUCGACCGUUAUAUAGAAAGUUUAUAGAUAGAACAAAAUAUAUUUAUAAUUUGUUGA